Lottia gigantea (owl limpet) is the source of this 575-nucleotide messenger RNA. RefSeq lists its product as hypothetical. The record is from RefSeq and is a predicted model, not a curated record. NCBI's taxonomy places the organism in Eukaryota, Metazoa, Mollusca, Gastropoda, Lottiidae. Gene Ontology annotation, molecular function: calcium ion binding. The transcript is spliced from 4 exons. Bases 36 to 461 code for a protein of 141 amino acids.
CGUCGAGUUGCUAUCGUGUCACUUCCGUAAACAACAUGGCUGCCACAGGAAAGGAACCGAUGUCGUCUAUCGAAAAUGAUGCUGUUAACUACUUAGAUAAACACAAAAUUAUGGAAUUAUUCAAUAAUUUAACGUCUCAAUUAAUAUAUCAGCGUCCAGAUGAUCCAAAGAAGUUUAUGAUCGAAAAUUUAGAAAAGCUCCAGAAAUCCAAACAGUCUAAAGUUCAUUGUAAUAAUUUAUUUGAUGAUAGUAAUAUUAGAUCAGUAUUUGGAAUGUUGGAUCCUACAGGCAAAGGACACAUUACAGUCAAACAAUACAGAGAGGCAAUGGAGACAUUAGGAAUAAAGAAGUUUUCACAAACACCUACUGGACAUGAAGAUGAUAUGAUUUGUAUGGAAACUUUCUUCACUGAUGCGAAAAAGGGUUUGGAAGAUUCGGCAUCAACUUUUGCAGCACAAUAGGAUAUUAUGUUUUUUAUUUAUUGAAGAUAUUGACUGUGAUAUUAUCAUUGACUCCACAGUGAACUAAAAUAUAAUUGACCUAAUGAAGUUAUAUUAAAGAGAUUGUACACAUUA